Messenger RNA from Chanos chanos (milkfish), 5564 nucleotides. It is a transcript of the gene dip2ba, whose product is annotated as disco-interacting protein 2 homolog Ba. The record is from RefSeq and is a predicted model, not a curated record. The coding region runs from base 99 to 4826 and encodes 1575 amino acids. The transcript has 38 exons. Lineage: Eukaryota; Metazoa; Chordata; Actinopteri; Gonorynchiformes; Chanidae.
UCACGUUUAUAUUCAUGUUUUGUUCUUUGAUGAAGGGAUACUUGUGUGACACAACACUGCAUCUCACUUAAAACAAACUUCACUAUAUUUUCACAACGAUGGCAGACCGUGGAGUGGAUUUUACUGCUUUACCGAAAGAGGUCAGAGACCAAUUGGCGGAAUUGGAUCUUGAGCUAUCAGAAGGUGACAUCACCCAAAAAGGAUAUGAGAAGAAGAAGGCCAAGCUCCUGGCCCCAUACGUCCCACAGAUACAGAAUGUGGACCCUGGUCUACAGUUACCUCCGGGCUCAGGCACAAACCCCUCCCCAAAUUCAGAGACCACACCCACCCCAGCCCCACGUCACCACCGCACCCACCGCAGCGGAGGGGCACGAGAUGACCGUUACAGAUCAGACAUCCACACAGAAGCAGUGAAGGCAGCUCUGGCCAAACACAAAGAGGAGAAGAUGGCACUGCCCAUGCCAACCAAACGUCGUUCUGCCUUUGUUCAGUCUGCCAUGGAUAACUGUACCCCUCCCGACACGUCGUCUGCGUCAGAAGACGAAGGCUCUCUGCGCAGACAGGCUGCAUUAAGUGCCAUGCUGGCCCAGAGUCUGCAGAGCUCUGAAUACUGGAUCAACCGUUCCCACCAGAGCUCCUCCACCUCCUCCUCCGCCUCCUCCACACUCUCCCACGGAGAGAGCAAGAGUCAGAACCAGAACCAGACCCAGAAUCAGCCCAGCGCCCUGGCUGAUGUGCUAGCACACACACGCAUAGAGAACAGCGUUCCUCCUGACGUCACGUCCGUCACGCCCCAGGACCGCGGGCCUCGUGUGGACCUGCCAGCCAGCGCCGUGGUCCGGGGCAUGAGCCGCGGUCAGAGCCGAUCCAGCAUGUUAGACACGGCAGACGGGGUCCCGGCUCACAGCAGGGUGUCGACCAAAAUCCAGCAGCUGCUCAACACUCUGAAGAGACCCAAGAGACCACCGCUCAGCGAGUUUUUCCUGGACGACGCUGAAGAGAUUGUGGAAGUGCCUCAGCCUGAUCCAAACACGCCCAAGCCUGAGGGCCGGCAAAUGGUUCCUGUGAAGGGUGAGCCCCUAGGGGUGGUGAGUAACUGGCCCCCGGCCCUGCAGGCGGCCCUGGCCCGGUGGGGGGCCACGCAGGCCAAGAGUCCGGCUCUGACCGCACUGGACAUCACUGGAAAGCCACUCUAUACUCUCACCUAUGGUAAACUGUGGACCAGGAGUCUGAAGCUGGCCUACACUCUCUUAAACAAACUGGGCACCAAGAACGAACCGGUACUUAAACCUGGGGAUCGGGUGGCGCUAGUCUACCCCAACAGUGACCCCGGAAUGUUCUGGGUGGCCUUUUAUGGCUGUCUGCUCGCUGAAGUCAUUCCUGUACCUAUAGAGGUGCCACUUUCCCGAAAGGACGCGGGGAGUCAACAGAUCGGCUUCUUACUGGGCAGCUGUGGAGUAAGCCUGGCCCUCACCAGUGAAGUCUGCCUUAAAGGACUUCCCAAAACACAGACCGGAGAAAUCGCUCAGUUCAAAGGGUGGCCGCGGCUUAAAUGGGUCGUGACUGAUAGUAAGUACCUCACGAAACCAUCCAAGGACUGGCAGCCACACAUCCCCACAGCAAAUACAGAUACAGCUUAUAUAGAGUAUAAAGCGAGUAAGGAGGGCACGGUGAUGGGCGUGGCCGUGUCGAAGAUCUCCAUGCUGACCCACUGCCAGGCUCUGACACAGGCCUGUAAUUACUGUGAAGGAGAAACACUGGUCAAUGUCCUGGAUUUCAAGAAAGACAUGGGUUUGUGGCACGGCGUUUUAACAAGUGUCAUGAACAGGAUUCACACCAUUAGCGUGCCGUAUGCCGUCAUGAAGGCCAGUCCUCUGUCCUGGGUACAGAGAGUCCACACCCAUAAAGCUCGUGUGGCUCUGGUGAAAUGUCGUGACCUUCACUGGGCCAUGAUGGCCCAUAAAGAGCAAAAGGACAUAAACCUGUCCUCCCUGCGUAUGCUGAUUGUGGCUGAUGGUGCUAAUCCCUGGUCUGUGUCGUCAUGCGAUGCCUUCCUGAACGUGUUCCAGGCUCAUGGUUUGAAGCCUGAGGUGAUCUGUCCGUGUGCCUCCUCUCCUGAGGCUCUGACUGUGGCUAUACGCAGGCCUGGGGUGCGUGGUGCUCCUCUCCCUGCAAGGGCCAUCCUGUCCAUGGCAGGGCUGAGUCAUGGAGUCAUUCGUGUCAAUACAGAGGAUAAGAACUCUGCUCUCACUGUGCAGGACGUCGGUCACGUUAUGCCUGGAGCACUGAUGUGUAUAGUGAAACCAGAUGGGCCACCCAUGCUGUGUAAAACUGAUGAGAUUGGAGAAAUCGUGUUACACUCUCGUGCUGGGGGCACCAUGUAUUAUGGUCUACCAGGGGUCACCAAGAACACGUUUGAGGUCAUCCCAGUGAACUCGAGUGGCACUCCUAUCGGAGAGGUCCCCUUCACACGCACUGGCCUCCUGGGGUUUGUGGGUCCGGGCAGUCUGGUGUUUGUCGUGGGGAAACUUGAGGGCCUGAUCAUGGUGAGUGGGCGUCGGCACAACGCUGAUGACCUGGUGGCCACGGCUCUGGCAGUGGAGCCAGUGAAAACUGUGUACCGCGGCAGGAUUGCGGUAUUCUCAGUCACAGUGUUCUACGAUGAGAGAAUUGUGAUUGUAGCAGAACAGAGACCUGAUGCUAGCGAAGAGGACAGUUUCCAAUGGAUGAGCAGAGUCCUACAGGCUAUAGAUAGCAUUCAUCAAGUGGGUCUGUACUGUUUGGCGUUGGUGCCGGCCAACACGUUACCCAAAACCCCCUUGGGUGGUAUCCAUGUCUCUGAGACUAAGCAACACUUUCUGGAAGGUUCUCUGCAUCCUUGCAACAUCCUGAUGUGUCCUCAUACCUGUGUGACCAACAUGCCCAAACCUCGACAAAAACAGCCAGUUGGAGUGGGUCCAGCCUCCAUCAUGGUGGGGAACCUGGUGGCGGGAAAAAGGAUCGCCCAGGCUGCGGGGAGAGACUUGGGCCUUAUUGAGGACCAAGACCUGAUUAGGAAGCAUCAGUUCCUGUCUGAGGCCCUGCAGUUGAGAGCACAGACCGACCCUGAACAUAUCCUCUACAUGCUGCUCAACUGCAAGGGGGUGCCAGUGAGCACAGCCACAUGCCUGCAGUUGCACAAACGGGCAGAGAAAGUUGCUGCUGCCCUUCUGGAGCGAGGAGGAAUCAACACUGGAGACAACGUGGUGCUUCUCUACCCUCCUGGUAUCGAUCUGAUUGGCUCCUUCUACGGCUGUCUGUACGCUGGCUGUAUUCCCGUCACGGUACGGCCCCCUCACCAACAGAACCUGGCUGCCACCCUCCCCACCGUUCGCAUGAUUAUCGACGUGAGCAAGGCUGCCUGUAUCCUUACCACUCAAACCCUGAUGAAAGUCCUCCGCUCUAAAGAGGCAGCUGCCACAGUCAACGUGAAGACAUGGCCUGCUAUUAUAGACACAGACGAUCUCCCCCGUAAAAGACCUCCUCAGAUCUAUAAACCUCCCACACCUGAGAUGCUGGCGUACCUGGACUUCAGCGUGUCCACCACGGGCAUGCUGACCGGGGUGAAGGUCUCCCACGCUGCUGUCAGCGCGUUAUGUCGCUCCAUCAAGCUGCAGUGUGAACUUUACCCCUCCAGACAAAUCGCCAUCUGUCUGGACCCUUACUGUGGCUUAGGCUUCGUGCUGUGGUGUCUGUCCAGUGUUUACUCAGGUCAUCAGUCCAUCCUCAUUCCUCCUGUGGAGCUGGAGAGCUCUCCUUCUCUGUGGCUGAGCACGCUCAGUCAGUACAAGAUCAGAGACACUUUCUGCUCCUACUCCGUCAUGGAGCUCUGUACCAAGGGCCUGGGCACACAGACCGAGGCGCUCAAGGCACGGGGACUGAACCUGUCGUGUGUGCGUAGCUGUGUGGUGGUGGCGGAGGAGAGACCUCGUUUGGUGCUCUCGCAGUCCUUCUCUAAACUCUUCAAAGACAUGGGUCUGUCCCCACGGGCCGUCAGCACUGCCUUUGGCUCCAGAGUCAACCUGGCCAUCUGCCUGCAGGGCACUGCCGGACCUGAUCCUUCCACUGUUUACGUCGACAUGAAGUCUCUUCGACACGACAGGGUGAGGCUGGUGGAGAGAGGAGCACCUCAGAGUCUUCCCCUUACGGAGUCAGGCACUAUUCUUCCAGGUGUCCGAGUAAUAAUAGUCAACCCAGAGACCAAGGGUCCACUGGGAGAUUCCCAUCUGGGCGAGAUCUGGGUGACAAGUCCUCACAAUGCCAGUGGGUAUUACACUAUCUACGGUGAGGAGAGUCUGCAGGCUGACCAUUUUAAUGCACGGCUGAGUUUCGGGGACCCUCACACGGUGUGGGCCAGGACCGGCUACCUGGGCUUCGUCAGGCGGACAGAGCUACUGGAUGCUAGCGGAGAUCGUCAUGACGCCCUGUUUGUGGUGGGUUCUCUGGAUGAGACUCUGGAGCUGAGGGGGCUGCGGUAUCACCCCAUUGACAUAGAGACCUCUGUGUCCCGCUCACACCGCAGCAUCGCAGAGAGUGCCGUGUUCACCUGGACCAACCUGCUGGUGGUGGUGGCUGAGCUGAGUGGUUCUGAACAGGAGGCUUUGGACCUGGUUCCGCUGGUAACCAACGUGGUCCUAGAUGAGCACCACCUCAUAGUGGGCGUCGUCGUCAUCGUGGACCCUGGUGUCAUCCCCAUCAACUCCCGUGGCGAGAAACAGCGGAUGCACCUCCGUGACUCCUUUUUGGCCGACCAGCUGGAUCCCAUCUAUGUGGCCUACAACAUGUGAGCACUGAUUUUUAAAGGGCUUCGAACCGACCUGGACACCAAAUCGGAUUCCACACCACGGAGAUGACACAGACACACUCAGCACUGUUAGGGCGCAUGUGUGUGAGUGUGUGUGUGUGUGUGUGUGUGUGGUUAUAUAGCUUGGUUGAGUAUGAAAGAGGAAGAUGACCAUGUUUCGACUUGGUCUGUAUCCCUCCCCGCUCCUCUCUCUGCCUCCCUCAUCACCUUUAAACCAAUGCACUGGCUGCAACGCAGCCGCCCUGACCAAUCAGAAUAGAUGCCACAUCUUCAAGGAGGAGACUGGGGCUCUCCAGCGUGAACAGUGCCCAGGUCUGCACGGGAAGGUGUGACCAUUUGUACACCUUCACUGGCGCUGACUUGGCAGGUGCUUGUCUGUCACUGAAGCAUAGCUUAGCUCAGAGUUUCCACAGCUCAUCCUACACCAACCAACACCGUGUCCUGGGACGAUUUUGGCGACGUAACCUUGUGCUAGCUGACGUGAUGCAAUUUCUCAGCCAGAUCUCUGAGACCCUCAUUAACAGAAUUACAUUUUCUAGUCCCGGCGGUUGAAGUUAAAAAAGUAAAUAAAGAAAUAAAGAAAUAAAUCUGGGGGUUUGCAGAGAUAGGCUGUAGGAAUGGCUUGAGAGAACUUUUGCUUAGCUCAGUUAGGUUAGCAGCCGUCUUAGAGCGUAUCAAUUCUACUGUGAAGCUUUGUGAGGGAGAAGGGGGGCUAACAAAA